ACCCACAAAACUCCCUCAUUUACGCUUUUUUUAAUUUUUCCCUAUUUCAUCUCUCUCUCUCUCUCUCUCUCUCUUGCGCGCGCGAAAGAGCAAUGGAAUUUUUGCAGGGUGCCGGGAUCCGCGUUUCUCGAUCGAUGAAGUCAAUUCAAUUGAUGGAGUUGUUCCCAAUUUUGGUGUAGUUGUCAUCAAUCAAUCGCCUGAGUUUUCGUCUCCUCUUGCCUAAUUUGUUCGAUUAAAUAUGACGAUUUAGACUUGGGAGUUGCAUAUUUUCUUCGGAAGGCUGUUUUGCAAUUUGGAGGACGCGAAACACAAUGUCCACGAGGAGUGAACAUCAUACAGUCCCGCUGUCCGUGCUCCUGAAGCGUGAAUUGGCGAUUGAGAAGAUUGAGAGACCGGAAAUCGUACAUGGUCAGGCGAGUCAGAGUAAGAAAGGGGAGGAUUUUACAUUACUGAAGUCGGAAUGCGAGAGAGUGGUCGGGGAUGGAGUCUCUACGUAUUCGGUUUUUGGGCUUUUUGAUGGACAUAAUGGAUCUGCCGCUGCUAUUUAUACUAAGGAAAAUUUGUUGAACAAUGUUUUAGCUGCUAUUCCAUCAGAUCUCAACAGAGACGAAUGGGUUGCAGCAUUGCCAAGGGCCUUGGUUGCAGGUUUUGUGAAGACGGACAAAGAUUUCCAAGAGAAAGCACAAACAUCAGGAACCACCGUCACCUUCAUGAUCAUUGAGGGAUGGGUUCUCACUGUUGCUUCUGUUGGGGAUUCCCGUUGCACGUUAGAAUCAGCUGAAGGUGACAUCUUCUACUUAUCAGCAGAUCAUAGGCUAGAAUGCAACGAAGAAGAGAGAGAACGUAUAAUUGCUAGUGGCGGUGAGGUGGGCCGGCUGAAUACCGGUGGUGGUGCAGAGAUUGGUCCAUUGAGAUGCUGGCCAGGUGGCUUGUGUCUAUCACGAUCAAUUGGUGAUAUGGAUAUUGGCGAGUUUAUAGUGCCUGUACCCUACGUGAAGCAAGUUAAGCUAUCUUCUACUGGUGGUAGGGUUAUUAUUUCAAGUGAUGGUGUUUGGGAUGCUUUAUCAGCUGAAACUGCCUACGAUUGCUGUCGGGGGAUGCCGGUAGAAACUGCUGCUGCACAGAUUGUUAAAGAAGCAGUACAGUCAAAGGGACUUCGCGAUGAUACUACAUGCAUUGUGAUUGACAUAUUACCAAGGGAGAAACCAUCUACUGCUUUGCCGCCAACGAAGAAGCAGGGAAAAAGAAUGUUUAAAUCAAUGUUCCGCAAAAAGACUUCUGAAUCAUCUUCUCAUCUUGAUAAGGAAUAUAAUGAGCCGGAUGUUGUUGAGGAAUUAUUUGAGGAAGGAUCGGCUAUGCUGUCAGAAAGGUUAGAGGCGAAGUAUCCUAUCUGCAACAUGUUUAAGCUGUUUGUAUGUGCAGUAUGCCAAGUUGAGAUCCAACCUCGGGAGGGUGUCUCCAUAUAUGCCGGCUCAUCUAGCAGAGGAAAAUUGCGUGCUUGGGAUGGACCUUUUCUAUGCUUAAGUUGCCAAGAGAAGAAAGAAGCCAUGGAAGGGAAAAGACCUUCUGGAGAAAGACACAGCAGCGGAAGUGACUAGCCUACUCUUCAGUUACACUUCAUUGUGGGUGCACUGAGCAGAGUUGAUUGUGAUCUUGGAAUUGACCCAGACUUAGAAAUUAUUCAGAAUUGACCUUCAUCUCGGAAAUGGACCCCUUUCUGAGGUUUUCCACAAUGCUCAUUGCUUCCUUUGAGAAUUUGGAUCAUUUUUUGGAUUCCACGGCAAUUCCAUUGGGAAAUAUAGCUCUCUAUUGUGUUACUACUCUUCAAGGCAGGAGAUGCCAGUUAGAGUUGAUUGCUUUUGGAUACUGUUUUCUGACAUCGGUUUAUGAUUGACAUGCUUGCCUCACAUCUUGGUGGAAAGCUUUUGAUAAAGUCGCUUGUAUAUGACACUGAAGAGUGAAGGUAAAUCAUUUAGUUUCUCCAUUCAUUCCAUUAUCUGCUUGUCCUUCCUACUUACAAUAUCACUGAGUGAACGUAUUCGUCAUUGUAAUUUAAUAUGUAGGGGAAUUCAAUUAGAUAUGUUUAGCUCACUGUUGGUUAGGAGGAAAUCCCUUGCAACACAGCUGUCUAGACGAUUUGUUCAUAUACAUUUUAUUACAUUCUCUGACAUGUUCAAGAUGAUGAACCAUAUUAAUAGAAAAUAUUGGCUGGCACAUUUUCCGAGGAAAAGAAAAA
Messenger RNA from Cucurbita maxima (winter squash), 2236 nucleotides. RefSeq names its product probable protein phosphatase 2C 12. The record is from RefSeq and is a predicted model, not a curated record. The transcript has 10 exons. Bases 312 to 1598 code for a protein of 428 amino acids. Gene Ontology annotation, molecular function: protein serine/threonine phosphatase activity. Lineage: Eukaryota; Viridiplantae; Streptophyta; Magnoliopsida; Cucurbitales; Cucurbitaceae. Gene Ontology annotation, biological process: protein dephosphorylation.